Rhizoctonia solani is the source of this 2169-nucleotide messenger RNA. Its product is annotated as collagen alpha-1(VII) chain. Bases 1 to 2169 code for a protein of 722 amino acids. The transcript is spliced from 9 exons. NCBI's taxonomy places the organism in Eukaryota, Fungi, Basidiomycota, Agaricomycetes, Cantharellales, Ceratobasidiaceae. The record is from RefSeq and is a predicted model, not a curated record.
AUGGCUUCGCCUUCGCUGCAGCUCCCUGCACUCAACCAGCCAUUGGGCACUCCCGCAGCCGAAUGGGCUCAGGAAACAGUCCAAGCGAUUGAUCCGAAUGUUUCCACUGGUGUUGUCACAGACUCGAGUGGAAAUCCUACCACAAACCACGCCAAAAGCGCUCUGGAAGGCACCCCAGGCCUCGGUGUCCACUCAAACAAGACGCCUGCUGAACUCCUCAUGCAGCGCUCUACGAUCCAGCCCCCAGUCAGCGGUGAACCCAUCACACGUGACGCGAGGACUCUGGAGAACACAAAGGUCCACACAGAGCCCAAGCCCCAGUGUAUACCGAUGCACAAGGCAACCCGACGACUAACCCCAACGAAAGCGCGCUCGCGGGUACUCCUGGAGCUGUCGAGCCACUUCCUUCUGCUGUCAACAAGAGCCUUCCUCCCACCCCGGCCCCUCAACUCCCCGGAGGCUGGAUUCGAGGCCCAGCAUUCCCUGGUUAUUCCUGAAACCUCGCUCUACGAAGAUGUAUCAGAGGCACUCGGAACUGUCGGAAGAGCCGCUUUCUCCGCACUCCCAUCGGGUGUUAUUGGAUCGCUGAGCAACGGGAACCCACAAGGCGAGACCAAUGGAAAUGCCGAUGCCACUCAGGUCCAGGCCCCAGCCACAUCGACCGAGCCCAAGUCUGGCCCGUCCCCGCCCCCGCGCUCGGCUUCACCCGGAAUCCUGUCUCGUGCUCAAGGCAUGCUCAACGGUCUCUUGGCUCGACCCGCGUCUCCAGCAGCCAAGCUCCCCUCCCCCGACGCCCCGACAACUACAGGUGAAGCUGCUCUCGUGGGCGGCGGAGCCGUGGCCGACACGGCAAACAAACUCGGAGACAGCAUCGCCGCCAACCAAGAUCUCGGAGGCCACGACCCCAAGGGCGUCAAAGAAACCGAACAGGCCAAACUCGAGCGAGAAGCCGCCGGAAAUGUGAUUUCGCCCGAGAGCGCGAAUACAGCGGCCCGGUUCAUGGAUGCUGGAAUCCCGACCCCGGACCCGAAUGAGCCUCCCAAGAACCCGGGCGUUGCAGGCUCUGUGUUCCCGACUGUGCCACACGACGGUAAGAAGAGCAAGGGCAAAUUCGGCUCGACUCUUUCCCCCGAUUUGGACGUCCAAGAAGCUGCAAAGAGGUCCAACCAGGACUUUUCGAUUCCGAUCCCAGCGCUGAUUCUCGAGGCAGAUGCCAAGUCUCAGUCGACUAGCAGCAGCGACAGGCCACAGCCUACGGUAACUAAAGUCUCUGACUCUGGCAUCACGGGAAAGCUUAUGGAUGUCAAGGAUAUCGUUGCUGCUCCCUUUGCAGGUAGCCGCGCUUCCCAGGAAAUGGCCAGGCCGACCGACCUGACAUCUCCCAGCAGCCCAGGAAACAAGAAAUCGCCAUGCGCCAACCCCGAGGGCAUCCGCACGACUGCCAACCCGCACACUGCGCAUACAGGGCUGGCUCCGGCCAGGGAAGACGCCGCGGACCGUCAUGUUGGCGGAACACCCGUGAUCAAGACUACUACCAAUAACAUCAACACCAGCUCCAACGCCAACGCCAACGCCAAUACUGGCAACGUCGGCCCGGCUGUUAUUACCGGUACCGACCCCAAGGAACUCCCCGGGACCGAGCACAAGGGUUCCGGAUCCGCUUCGAGCAUCGGACACAAGGGGACCAGUUCGAGUAUCGGGCACAAGGACCCGUCGAGCGCCAGUACCGAAGGACCCAACUCGAUCGGUAUCCCGAUUCAAGGAAUUAGCAGCCGCGGAGCCGGUCAGGGCCCGAUCUACGCUGCCGAAGAUGGCGGACUCGUCCAGCACCCUCCUUCUGCAGCUGCUGCCUCUUCGUCGUCGCCCCCCGGAAGUCCGAACAAGAGUGUGUCGAGACUGUGGAAUCGGAGUCGCCGGUCAGUCGACGAGGGUACGACCGGGACCAAGUCGACCAAGAGCCGGUAUACCGAGGAACCUUCGAAUGGGUCCGAGUCGGGGUCUACGCCUACCAGUCCGUCGUCUAGUCGCUUCAAGGUUCCGUUGAAGGAUAAGAUCAAAGGUGAAAUCAAGAUUAUUACGGGCAAGGUGUCUAGGAACGAGAGCAGGAUCGAGCAAGGCAUCGCGCUCAAGACUGGUCAAGAUCCUACUAGUCCUAUCCACAAGCACUAG